Molecule: messenger RNA, 681 nt
Organism: Rhincodon typus (whale shark)
Lineage: Eukaryota; Metazoa; Chordata; Chondrichthyes; Orectolobiformes; Rhincodontidae
Product: insulin-like growth factor I
Exons: 4
Coding region: 1-681 (226 amino acids)
Cellular component (GO): extracellular region
Molecular function (GO): growth factor activity; hormone activity
Source: RefSeq, a predicted model, not a curated record
AUGGGGAAACUUUGUGUCCUCAAUUUCAUUGGGAUCUGCCAGGUCCCUCCUUCUAUGGGAACGCAGCCCUUUAAGGUAAUUGGCCCCAGAAUGCCAGUGCAGCCGUUGUGCCUCUUGCUUGCUCUCUCUGUUUGCGUGGGAACAUCUGAGGCAAGAAUCGAGGAGACCUUAUGCGGAGCUGAACUCGUGGAUGCGCUGCAGUUCAUCUGUGCAGAGAGGGGCUUUUAUUUUGUCAGCAAAAUGGUGGGCCGUCGGAACAGGCAGAAUCGAGGCAUUGUGGAGCAGUGCUGCUUUCGUAGCUGUGACCUUCUAAUAUUGGAAAUGUACUGUGCCAUACCACCUGAAGCAGCCAGAUCCACACCUUCCACACCUUCCACAGUUCCACAGAGGACGAUGCUGCAAAGGGCGGUGGGGAAGCGGUCAGUUAGAAGCCAUCGGAACUACCUCACCUGGACUGGAGGAACCCUGCAGGAAUACCUGAGCAACACCAACCUUGCCAUCCCACCCAAAACCGAGAUCCCACAUUGGCUGGGGGCACAAGGUGAAGACUCGCCGCGCAUUGACGAGAGCACAAGGCACACGCGGUACCCAUCCCUGCAGCGGGUCUGGCCCAGAACGGCGCUGCCCCCUUCCUCAGGACAGCCCGCUCUCUCCCUCGAUGUCCUGACCCACUCGAAAUGA